Molecule: messenger RNA, 1776 nt
Organism: Rubroshorea leprosula
Lineage: Eukaryota; Viridiplantae; Streptophyta; Magnoliopsida; Malvales; Dipterocarpaceae
Source: the annotation of a GenBank genome assembly
AAACUUAAAAUAUUUAAAUUUCUAGGAAAAUAAAGUUUGAAUUUUACAAUCAUCUUGAAAUAUUAUCAAGGAGUUUAAACCCUAUUAAAAAAAUGGUGAGUACUAGGGUUAGUGCGAGAGGCGACACAACUUGGGGUAGCGGUAGCUUCCAACGAUGGCAAGGGUACAACCAGAGGAUCGUGGAGUAUGGGAACUGGAGAAAGGGACAGGUGGAGCCAUUUUUCUUUUAUAAUUUUUCAAAGAGUUGGGAUGUAAAGGCUCUGUGGCACCGUUUUCAGGAGUGUGGAAAGGUUGUUGAUAUGUUUGUGCCAAGGAAAAGGGAUAAUUGGGGGAAACAUUUCGGCUUGGUUAGGAUGGAAGGGGUGCAAGAUGUGAAACAAGUGGAGGAGAGGCUUAAUAGGAUAUGGCUUGGAUCCUAUAAGCUGAGGGUCAAAAUAGUGACUGAUAGAGGGCAGCAAAGGAUGGGCACUCAGAGGAAUGCUGGGAUGAAGGUUAAUAUUAGAGAGCAGAGAUUUGUCCAACCAGGGAAGUCAUAUGUCCAGGCUGUUAUGGGUUAUUCCUCGAGGGCAGGGGCUGCUCAGGCUCAGAAUAAGAAGGUAGGAGGGCAGCCAAGAGUUGAAGCAGUGGACAGGGUUUCUAUCAAUCAGGUGAUGCCAGCCACCCUUGGGGUGAGAGGUUCAGAUGAUAAGAUGGGUGGUGUUAUGGUGGAGAAUAAUGGGGAGGAAAUUAUAGAGUUUUUUCCAUUGCAUGAGGAAACGCAGUGGCUAGAGGGGAGUAUGGCAGUAGUGGUAAGGUCGAUGUUAGUGAUAUCUACUAUUCAAGAGAGAAUAGAUGUGAAUGGAGGUUUGAUCAAGAUCUCACCAUUGGGAGGACAGAGUUUAUUGUUAACUGAGUGUUUGAAGGGUUACUUGAGUGAGUAUUUGCAGCAAAACAAGGUCUUAUUUGAUCUUUGGUGUGAGGCUAUUUAUCCUUGGGCAUUGGCGCCUCAGCAUGGUGCUCGAAUGGUAUGGAUACGAAUAUCUGGAGUCCCAUUGAAAUCAUGGUGUGAUCGAUGCUUUGAGAAGAUAGCAAGUUCUGUUGGGGAAGUGUUAAAGGUGGAGGAGGAGAUGUAUGAGAUUAGGCUAUCGGAGGAAGAAUGGCGUGCCGACUCAAACUGGUGGUUAGAUGAUGAAGAUCGACAGGGAGCAUCGACAACAGAAUCGAAAUAUUCCUCAUCGGUAAAUGGUGAGGAAGAUCACGAAUUGCAUUAUGUCGAGAUUCAUGGCGUUGAUGAAGAUGCUAUUGAUGAGGAACAGUUACAUGAGGAGGGGAGUUUGAAUUUAAAUCAGGAAGUUGUACAGGCCGGCAAGGAAGUUGUAAGAGAGGAGGAAAAUGGGCUAGAUAGGCCUGGUAUCGAAAUGGGCUUGUUUGAGGUUUCGAAAGAAGGGCUGGAAGCUGAGUUUGGGUUGUUGCCGUGUGUCAGCGGGUCUGCAAUGGAUUCCAUAGAGAAAAGAAGAAAAGAUCUAAAAGAUUGUUACCCACAAGAACAAGUAGCUAAUUGCAAAGAUGGCACUCAAUGGGUUACUAGCGGAACCAUGUUACGGACACAUCAGAAACUACAGCAGGUGGUGGCGAUGCUAGCAAAGCGAAUUGGAAGCUCCUCGCGUCGGAUGGGUGCAUAGUUCACAGAAAUCAGGUUAUUCAAAGAGAGAUGAAUCUACAAGAGAUAAGGAGGAUUAUUAAUGUAGGUAAAAGAUUGGGUAUUUAAUUGCAAGAUAAUGAAGAAGAGGUUCAGUC